GUUUUGGGGUUGGCCAGCAGCCUUUAUAAACAGCAGGACUGAUGCAACAUCAUUAGUUUCUUUGGAAAACUUGACAGCAGCGCAUCUGAUGAGACUCUUCACAAAUAUGACUGAGCAGCCAAGCCAGGAAGGAUGAGUUCGAAGGCAAAGAAAAAAUCUCGAACGUCCUUCGGGGCAACGGCACCGCCCUUCAUCGACUACCUGCAGGAUAUUCUACGUCGAUAUCCGGAUGGUGGACAAAUCUUGAAGGAGCUCAUUCAAAAUGCAGACGAUGCUCAAGCCACAGAAGUGGUUUUCAUCCAUGAUGAGAGGAGCUAUGGGACUGAGAGCCUUUGGACCGAUAAACUGGGAGAAUACCAAGGUCCUGCUCUCUAUGCCUACAACAAUGCAGCAUUCACUGAUGAUGACUGGGGUGGAAUUCAGAUGGCAGGGAGGAGUGUCAAGCGCAAUGAUCCAAACAAAGUUGGGAGGUUUGGAAUUGGCUUCAACUCUGUUUACCACAUAACAGAUGUGCCAAGUAUAAUGAGUUCGGAGCACCUUGGCAUGAUGGACCCCCAAGAAAAAAUAUUUGGAGAAAGACAGGGAGGUUUUCUGUGGUCUUUGGAUGAUGCAGAACACCAAGAAGCUCUAACGACUAUGCAUGACCAGUUCCAACCCUUUCGAGAUAUUGUUUCGCUUGUAAGCAGACAAGAAUGGUCAAAAGUCAUCACUGAAGAUCAGCACUUUGAAGGGACAAUCUUCAGGUUCCCCUUGCGCAAAGAGGCAUCAGAUAUAUCAGACAACCUAUAUGACUCAGACAAGGUGGAGGAGCUUUUUGAUAGCUUCAUUGCAGAUGCAGACUUGAGCCUUCUGUUCCUGAAAAAUGUGACCUCUGUGUCCUUGAUACAUAUCGACGUGCAUGGUACUGUUAACACCAGACUUGAAGUGAAAUCCUCAUUCCCCACAGAUGUUGUUCUGAAGCCAGAGGACAAGUCAAUCAUUGAGGGUUCAACAAGGUUCAAAUGUAUAACCCUCAGCUCAGAAGACCACAAAGCAACAAAAUGGCUUGUGACAACAUGCACCAUGAAAGAAGGCAAUGUAGAAAAUCUUGACUUACUAGCAAAAAAGUUGAGCUUUUCCCCUCAAGUUGACUUGGCAUUCCCUUGUGAUGAGAAGAAAGAUUGUAGUGAGAGUAGACUGAGCUGCUUUCUCCCUCUCCCAAACAAUGAAUCCAACAAGACAGGACUCCCAGUUUAUGUCAAUGCAUGCUUUGGCCUCACAGACAACAGAAGACACAUCAAGUGGCAAGAGGAGGACCAGAAACACGACGAACAUGCUGUGUGGAAUGAAUUGCUGAUGAAGGAGGUGCUCCCACAGGCAUACCUCAUGAUCAUUCAAGAUUCUAUCAAACUUGCCCAAAAAUCUGCUCUGCCUGUCUCUACCGUGUACAAUCUGUGGCCAGAUAUUGCCCAGAUAAAGCACAAAGACAGAUGGUAUGCCGUUGCUCUGGAUGUUCUUCAUCACUUAUUCAGACAUAAUGUGGCUGUCCUCUCUCUGGCCAAAGAUGAAAAAGAGUUUAUCACUCCCUCAGAAGCUGUGUUCCCCUGUAAUGGUCCAACAAGCCUUGACACCUUAGCCGCCAUUAAAAGGACUUUGGUUUUCUGUGGAGAAAAUCUUGUCAAUUUGUCAGAUCAUGUUGCAAGAGCUAUAAAUGAGGCCUAUCCACAGCUCAACACCCUAAAACACGUGACUCCAACUUUCCUAAGGAACACUCUCCGCAGGAUCAGCAUGCACAUCAUCUCUAAAGACGACAAACUCUCCCUUUUGGAGUAUGUUUUGAGUGAUGGAAAAUACAGAGAACUCGAGGGUCUUCAGCUGCUUCCACUCAACGAUGGCUCUUUCAGAUCUUUCACAGACAGAGAGGAGGACACUGCUUUAAUUGACAGCAAUGAAUUCCCGAGAGUCCUGCUGCCAUGCUGCAAACACCUCUUCAUCCCAGAUGAUCUCAGUCCAGCCUGCAGUGCCCACCUGAAAGAACUGGGCAGACAAAAUUUAUUCAAGGUCAUCAACAUUGAUGCAGGGCGGGUGGCUGAAUAUACAAGGAGGUUUUUGCCACAGGACUGGAAGCAGAUGAGGACAGGGCUUGUUACCUGGGACAUCAGCAGCAGCAGUCAACAUCCUCCAUUAGACUGGCUCCAAGAAUUCUGGAAAUUCCUCAACACUCACUUCAGAGAGUUAAGUAAUUUUACUGGAAUGCCAUUAAUACCAGUCAGUCCCCUGUCUGUCAGUCAGCCUGUGUCACUAGCAAGACUAGAGCAGAACACAACUCUCAUUUUUCAGAAAAGCAAGCGAAUGAACUUGCCAGAACAAAUAGCUCAGCUGAUGAACAAAGUCGGUGGUACAGUGGUAAGAGGAAACGAGUGGCUCAAGCACGAAGACCUGGACUCUUAUGUGCUGUGCCCAUCUCCGAGAAGUGUCAUGAAAGUCUUGGUGAAUUUAGAUUCUCAGAAUCUAAUCAGAGAACUCAAGACUACCUCUCACAAUGCACGAGAAGAACUAAAAGACUACCUCUCUCGUCUGGAUUCUCUUUCAGUCACUGAGAAAGACUUGCUCUCAAAGUUGCCUCUGUUUCAAACCAUGAAAGGGUCUUGUGUUGCAGCUCAAUCAAAGCAGGCUGUGCUUCUAAUUUCUGGUCUAACAAUACCAACAGAGUUCCCCAUGCCUGAUUCAGUUGUGCAGUGUGCAACUGAGGCUGAUCGCAGACUGUUACAGCUGCUCAAAGUUAAUCUCUUGGACACUGCUGAAGCAGCAAAUCUCCUCAUUGACUGCAUUGAGAGGGGGGCUUGCAAAAAAGAAGUCACUGAGAAAAUCAUGACAUGGAUUUUACAGCAUGGUGGUAUCCUUUUCUCUCAAAAUCAGAUCUUGAAACGCAGAUGUAAGGACUUGAGCUUCAUUGAAGUGAAUGGAAAGCUGAAAAAGAUCUCAAGCUUUUUUGAUCCAAGAAUUGAAAACUUCAAAGUCAUUUUUGAGUCUGAUUUCUUUCCCCCACCUUUAUACACUCACACAUCCCAGAUGCUUCAAAGCCUAACAGAUCUUGGAUUGCUAAAUAAAGAAGUAGAUGUGUCACCUGAGCACUUGCUGCACGCCGCCAUGCUCAUUGACAAACCACAAUGUGACUCUGAGGCUCUCAGUAGAGCUCAGGUGCUCUUAAAGAUGCUAGAUACUAAUGAUCUACUCUCAAAGUUUUCUCAAGAGCAGCUUCGUCGCCUCAAAAUGCUAAAAUGGGUCCCAUGUGCUAAACCUGGUAAUGACAAAAAACACUCCAAUGACAAAACUCAGAUAAGCUGUUUCUUCUGCCCUGAUGAAAUACGACAUUCUGUGUAUGAGGACAUUGUUGGGCAUGUAAUGCCUCUGGUCGGAAAGUUUAGUGACCGAGUUAGCAGCCAACUUGGUCUCAAACGCCUACCCCCACCUGAAAAAGUGAUGGAGAAUUUGUCAGUCUUAAAAUCAAAGGCACAGAAAAUGGCUGAUCCUGACAAAGAUGUGGAUUUCAAAAGGCAGUUGUAUAGUAUUUACAAACACAUGCAAGACCACAUCUCUGAAUUUUCAACAGUGAUGAACAAGGACACACCCUGGCUGUGGAGCCACAACCAGUUUGUAUCACCACAGGAUCUGGUUCUGGACUAUCCAAUCAAUCUCGAUCUGAGCUCUUACAUUGGGAAGGUGCCACGUGAAUUUUUGCCAUACAAGAAGUUGCUCCAGGAGUUUGGCCUCAGAACAAUGCUUUCAGAUGAAGAAAUCAUUGACAUUCUUCAUUCUGUCCAGCAAAACAUUGAGGGAAGGCAACAGCCAUUUGCAAGUUCCUCUGAGGUAAAAGUGUCGAUAGAAAUUCUCAACUGGCUGUGGAAAAAGAAGAAGACAGUUCAGGAUGACAUCCCAGUGCCAGUCCUCAUGGAGGGUGAACACCAUACCCUUAAACCACUGUCAACAGCAGUGUUCUGUGAUGUGAGCAAAAAUGGGUUGAAGGAGCUUAAGUACAGCCAGGAGGAAAUGUAUGUUGUACAUGAGGAAAUCCCAAAAGCAGCUGCUGAAUGGUUUAACAUCCGAUUUCUCAGUACCCACAUCCUCGAUCCAGAGUUAGUCGGAAUAGAGCAGUAUGGACAAUCUGAACCGAUAACGACAAGGAUUAAAAACAUUCUUAAAGAGUAUGAUGAAGAAAGUGACAUCUUCAAAGAGCUAAUUCAAAAUGCAGAGGAUGCUGGGGCAGAGGCCUGUAAAUUCUUGGUGGAUUUCAGAGUGCACAAAGAUGCCCCUGAAAGUCUCAUCGACCCUGACAUGACCCUUUGUCAGGGACCUUGCCUUUGGGCAUUUAAUGAUGAGCAGUUCACAGCUGAGGAUUGGAAAAAUAUUGUCAGAGUUGGCUCUGCCUCGAAGGAAAACAAGGUGGAAAAAAUUGGAAAGUUUGGACUUGGAUUCAAUACUGUGUAUCAUGUGACAGAUGUUCCUUCUAUCCUCAGUGGCAACAGUCUUCUCAUCCUCGAUCCAAAUGUAACUCAUCUCAAGAAUCACAUCAAAUAUCAAACAAAUCCUGGAAUCAAGCUGGAUCUCUCUAAACAACGACUUUUUGAUUGGUUUCCUGGUCAGUUUGGACCGUAUGAACGCAUUUUUGGUUGUAAUUUCAGCAGACAAAGUCCCUCUGAACCCUAUCCAGGCACUCUAAUCAAACUGCCUUUCCGAACUGAAGAAGAGGCUCUCAAAUCAGAAAUAAGUGCAAAGGUCUAUCACAAACACAAUAUCAUCACUUUCCAACAGCACCUAGCCAACAAUUCACAAACCCACCUGCUGUUUUUAAAGAACAUCAAUACAUUAUCUCUACAAAGUAUCUCAAACGAUGCAUCAACUCCACCAAGAGAUGACGAAAUAGAAACCACUGUCACUGUCUCCAAAACCACUGUGAGUACAAUGAGGAUUCCAGAUGAAACCAAUGUGUUGAAGCAGAAUCAAGCUGAGAAAUCAUUGAUGAAACUUGAUAGGAAAUGCAAAGAGGUCAUUGACUGCUGCACAGUCAACAUUGUCCAAAUAACCAGUCAGCAAUCUGGUGUAACUGAAGUCCAGACUUGGCUCCUGUACAACUGUUUUGGGACACAUCAGUCUUUGCAAAUGGCCCUUCAAGAAAACAAGCAAGCCCAGUUCUCUUUGCCUAUUGGGGGGAUUGCUGUGCCUCUCCAAAAUGAUCCACAACCUGGGAAACUGGCCUCAUUACAAACAGAUCUGGUUGGACAGGCAUUUUGCUUCCUUCCUCUUUCCAUUCACACGGGUCUUCCAGUCAAUGUAAAUGGAACUUUUGCUGUGACAAGCAACCGAAAAGGUCUGUGGGAGAGUGGGGUGAAACAUGAAUGGAACAAAGCCCUUCUUCAGGAUCCUGUGGUGACAGCAUAUGUUACUGCACUUUUGGCACUAAAGAAAAUGUCUGAAAACAAGCAACUGGAAACCUACUGUUAUCACACCUUUUGGCCUGACAGACAGAAAGUGAGUGAAACCUUCAAGCCUUUGGUUGAUGCAUUGUACUCUACCAUUGCUCAGGAUUCCAUUGGCCCAGAGCUCUUUAGUGAUGGAGAACACUGGUGCUCGAUGGACAAGGCCAUAUUCCUACACAAGAGCAUAGAAGAGGAUGAAGACAUCAGUGCACUUGCAGUGCAGGUGUGCAAGAAACAUGUUAAAGCACCCAACCGUGUUGUUCCUUUUCCAGGGUGGUUGAGAAAUAGCUUCAAACAUUCUGGCCUAGAAAAGGUUUUACUGAACAGAACAUGGAACUGGCACACGUUUUACCAAGAAGUGGUGUUUAACAACCUUGAUGCCAUGGACCCUAAGAGUCGAGAUACUCUUGUGCUACAUGCUAUUGACCUUAAUAUCAAAGAAAUCGACAAACUGCUGGUCUGCUAUCCAUGCAUCCCCACAAAAGACGGACAGCUCCAGCACAUCAAGAAGCUUGUGAAUCCGUCAGGCAAAGUGGCCUGUCUGUUUGAACAAGAUGAAGGACGCUUGCUUGGUGGUACCAAAAAUGACUUUUGCUCCCCCAAAAGGAUUCAGCGCUUGUUGGAACUUGGAAUGGCAGAUGAUAAUCUCACAUUGGAAGACAUCACAGAGAAAGCAGGCACAAUCCCCCAAACCUGGAGCACUGACAAAAAGAAAGCAUAUGGGCAUUUGAAUUGCCUUCUUGAACUUAUGAAGAAUCACAUGAAAGACACAAAGUCUUUCCACUGGGAAACGCUGAGGAUGACUGCAUUUCUCCCAGCGUUUUCCCCCGGUGAUACUAAAAUGGAAAGAAAUGUGACACUUAGAAGGCCCACUCAUCUCUUUAGUGACAAAUGCUCCCCGCUCAUUAACAUGACACAGCACGUACUGGAUCAUAUCAAUUUAAAUAUACACAACACUGAUCCAGUCCUACAAAUUUUGGGAGUUCAUGACAGUCCAACGCCUGAGCAAGUGCUUCAGCAACUGCAAGAGGCAUGUGAGCAAUCUCAAUCCAUUGACAGUUCCAUGCUUCACACAAUAGCAUUUGAAUGCUAUGCGUUUCUGGAUCAGUGGUUCUGUGAUUAUGGUGACUCCACUUUCAUUUCACAGAGAGCAAACUCAUUCCCAUUCAUUCUUGUUGGCAGUACAUUUGUAAAGGUGAGCUGUGUAGCUGAAAGUGAGCAAUUUGAAGCAAAACCCUAUCUCUAUGCACUCCCCCAUGCCUUCAGUGGUUUCAGGACGCUCUGGGAAAGUGUGGGGGUUGAAAAAUGUUUUACAACCAGUCAAUUUCUAACUGUGCUCCAGGAACUGCACUCUCAACAUCAUAACAAGCCCUUGCCAAAGAGUGACCUAUCAGUUUGCCUCACAAUUUUAAAAGGAGGAAUAUAUGAGGCCAAAGAGAAAACAAUGGGGGACUGUCUGGUACCCAAUGAACACAGUGUUUUACAACCAGCAAGCAAGAUGUUUUACAAUGACAGCCCAUGGAUGCCAGUUGCUCCAGGUGUCACAUUAUGCCACAAGGAUAUCCCACGUGUUAUGGCUUGCCACUUUGGAAUCAAAACUACCAGACAUCAUACCCUGCAAAACCAUGAAGUUGAGAACCUUUCACCAUUUGCUUUUCAUUUUGAACAGAAGGAAGAACUAACUGUUCGGAUUAAAAACAUAAUUUCAGCCUAUCCAGCAAAGAAGGAUAUCCUUAAAGAGCUUAUCCAAAAUGCGGAUGAUGCAGAGGCAACAGAAAUUCACUUUGUUUGGGACAAACGACAGCAUGGCAAAGAAAAAACAUUUGGGAAGAAAUGGAACCAACUGCAGGGUCCAGCACUGUGCGUGUUCAACAACAGAGUAUUUACUGACGCUGACCUGGCUGGCAUUCAGCAGCUCGGAGAAGGAGGAAAGCACAACUCUCCAGGGAAAACUGGAAAAUAUGGAGUAGGAUUCAACUCUGUUUACCAUCUUACUGACUGCCCCUCAAUCCUCACUGGAGAUGAACGACUCUGCAUUUCUGAUCCCAAUCAGAAAUACAUUGAAAGUUACUCAGGAAAAUCACGAGCUGGCGCUGGCUAUAAACUGGCUGACACUUUCAAGAACAUGUACAUGGAUGUCUACAAAUCCUUUCUUCCAGACAAAUUCCAUCUUAAAGAGGGCACCAUGUUCAGAUUACCUCUAAGGAUGGGUACCAUGGCAAACAGCUCUAAAAUAUCACAGCAGGGAGUCACUGACCAUGACAUGGAAGAACUAUGCUCUGCACUCUCUGAAGAUCCUGAAGGACUAAUUCUGUUUCUGAAAAACAUCUGCAAAAUAGAAGUCCAUGAAAUCAAUGAACAUUCAGGGAAACUCAAAACCAUCUUCACGGUUGAAAAAAGUCUACCAGAAAAAUGCAGAGAAAGACGAGAAGCUUUCUUAGAACUUCAACAAAAUGCACUUAAAUCUGAUGAGCCAGUAAUGCCAGACAAGGCGAUUUAUGGAACCAUGAUUUCAACCUCCAAUAAAAGACAAACUAAAUGGAUCAUUGCAGAACAGUUUGGCUCAUUCAAAGACAGUGGUAAUGGAAAACUGACAUUAUCAGACAAACUUCCCCAAGCAGCAAUAGCGGCACGUGUGAGCUCAAAGAUCGGAAAGAGUUCAGAUCUACCACCAUCCAGCUGUAUGGAUUUCAGUGGAGAGGCCUUUUGUUCACUUCCUUUGCCAGGGAAAACUGGACUGCCAGUGCAUGUCAAUGCAAACUUUGAGGUAGAUUCUGCAAGGAGAAACCUUUGGAAAGAAGAUGGGCAAAGUCGAAAAUCUAACUGGAAUGAAUCUUUGAAACAGAAUGUCAUUGCUCCACUGUAUGCAGACCUCCUUCAUUACAUCAGCAGUACCAUUGCAAAAAAGAAAGUCCCUUAUACACAAAUUGAGUAUUGCUUCAGUAACUCAUACUUGUGUUUUUGGCCAACCAUCUCCAAAGAUGUUGGUCAGGAUUGGCAGGAAAUGAUACAUGAGGUCUACAGAUCAAUCAACGAAAGAGGCCUUGAUGUGAUUCCAGUGAUGAGGAGUUCAACACGAAAAAUUGCAGAACGAGAGAUUAAGGAGUACUCUUUUGACUGGUGUAACAUCAGAGAAACUGAAACAACUAAGGCACCUUACUUGACAGACUCGAGAAGAGACGAGAUUAAUCCCAUUUUGGAAGAUCUCGGAAUGGCAUUGGUUCCUUCUUCCAUGCAAAUGCGAAAAGUUUGGGAAAGUUUUAGAUCAGCUGGCAUCGACGUGAAAGAUGUGAAUCCUUCAACUGUGCGAAACUUUCUGAGAGAAAAACCUCUCAAUGACCCAACCCAAACAGAUGGCGAUUUACCACUGCCCAUAACUACCACUCUGAUCGGAAAUGGGACAAGAUGUUCAAAGCUCUUGAGUUUCUGCUUAGAGGAUGUUGAUUUGAAAAAUGUCAACUCCGGUUUGCUCAAUGGACUUCCACUUCUUCUCACAAGAGAUAACGUUUUGAGAGUGUUUGACUCCAAAACUCCCAAGCUGAUAUCAAGGUAUCACAGGCUUUUCUUUGGCUACGAGGACCAGUUUGCAGAUUAUACAACCAAUGAACGCCACCUCGGUAUUCUACAAACUUUAAACCUUGUCAACAGUUUGACUGUUACCUGUGCAAUGAAAUAUCUGAGGCCAUUAAUUCAGCAGCUUCUUCAGAACUGUGAAGUUGAUCCACACAGUGGUCUUCAUGUCCCAAGCGAGAUAAUGCUGAAGUGGUUGGAAUUACUUUGGAAGUUCUUAACAAGUGAAAUGAAACCUGCAACAUCUAGCAGUGGUAAUCAGAGUCUGACACUAAGUGAUGUGAGGCAGCUCUUCAGUGACUGCUGUAUUUUACCUGUUGUGUGUCCAAGGCUGAAGAACAAGCACUACCUGCAAACAAUGAGAGACAUGUCAAGUGUGAUUCAGUUUGCCUCAGAAAAGGACAUAUCAGACAUCCUCUUUAAACUUGGUUUUAUGAAGCUUGACAGUGCAUUCUUCGCUAGGAUACAUGUAGACCGACAAGAACGUUUACUUCUGUACCCUGAACUCAUGGAUGUGAAUGAUAAAAGCUCUGUAUUGGACCAGGUCUACAACAUUAACCACUCAGAGUUUUCCCAGCUUUCCACUGAUGAGAUGAAAGAGCUUCAGGUUUUCCUGCAGUCUGGAGUAUCCAAGUGCAAAGACAAACAAGAUUAUCAGAGAAAGCUCAAGUCCCUGCCAUUAUUUGAAACAAUACAUGGUAACCGAGUGAGGAUUGAUGGACCUAAUGAGGUAUUUAUCCUCAACAGCAGAUAUUCAAGAACAUUUCCAGAUUUGUUCAACCUCCCUGGCAGCAACAGCAUUUUUCUCCAAUACAAUCCAGACAACUGCAGUCUGUCAGAAACCUUGAACAUCAAAAUGCUGACUGAUGUGGACUAUUUCAUGAAGUUCAUUCUGCCCAAAGUACACACACUCACAGAGAUGCAGAUGCUUCAGUGCCUCAAACUGUUACUGUCACGGCAUUUCAGUUAUUUUCAGUACAAGGACAACAUCAUAUCCUCUAUGAAGACAGUGAAAUUGAUUCGCAGUUCUCAAGACAGAUUGGAGACAGCAUCAUACUACUUUGAUAAGAGUGUGCAGCUAUACAAGAAAAUGUUGCCCCAAGAGAGAUUUGUGCCUGACAGAUUCUGGACAGAGUUGUGUGAAGGAGAUGAACAAAUGACAGAACGAGCAAUAGAGUUAGUCAGACAACUUGGAAUGAAGCAUGUUGUGUCAAAAGAUGACAUAAUAAAUUUUGCUCAACAGUUAGAAUCAGAAGCAAAAGGAAAUGGUCAACUUAAAGAGUUGAAACUGAAAUCAUCGUUAAUUUUCAGAGCAGCCUUGACUAUAGUGAGUAAUGACCCAAAAGAGGAACGGCUGCUGGAGAGCAUAGCUGACAUCAAGUUCAUCUUCCCAGUGAAAAUUCAAAAAGAACUGUGCAACUACCACCAACCAUUUGCUGCUGAGAAUACUGCUGUUAAAAUCAGAGGAUCUUUGAUGGAAAGCGAUCCUGGGCAUCAAGAACUGAUUUGGUCUUCAAUGCCAAUUAUACAUCUAGAGGUUUAUAAGUCACAGAAGCUCCUGAAAAUGAUGAAAAAUGCAGGAGUGCAUGAACAACCACCUUCACACUGUAUAACCAGUAACAUCAGCAACAUCUGUCAGUCGCCCUGUAAAACUGACCAGUUGAUCAAAACCCGUGCUAACGUGUUUCGAAGUGCGUAUAAAUACCUGCAAGCAAACGGGUUUAAAGACCAACAAUUAGCUGGCCUUCCUGUUGUGUUGGUUGAAAAAGACAAAGAACUUGUGAGGACUGACGAUGCAUGUUUUUCACUUCCCCAUGCCCACGAGUUCAGGCCGUAUUUGUACAGCACUUCUCCAGAGGAUGUCAUGUUCGCAGAGUUCUUCAAGAAAAUUGGUGUGCAGGACCAACCUACUGCAGUGCAGUACUGUAAUGUUCUGGCAGCAGUUUAUGCUGAUUCCUGUGAUAAACCACAGUUAAACCCAAACCAACAGAAAACAGUGAAACGUGCUGUUGAGCAGUUUUUCAAGUUAAUCAAAACUCAAGGAAACCAGUCCUUUGUUGAUGUUGUGAAGACUUUGUAUCUUCCAGCAGUAGAUGGUAAAUUACAUCCAUCAUGCACACUCUACUACAAUGACACAGUGUUUGAGACCAAAAGGUUGGAAAAAGCCCUGGAGAAUAAGUUCCUGUUGCUUGAGAAACUCAGUGAAUGCCAUUUGGGCAGUGACAUAUAUGAGCAUUAUCAGUUGCUGCAACUGCUUCCUCAGAAAUUCAAGCCUAAAAUGCUGUCUCAAUUCACUGAGGAGAAAGUUAUGGAAGUGCAAAUGGAGCUCUGUGAGCUUGAUACUGACUGUGAAUUCAGAGGAUUAUUUGGCAGACAGCUGUCCUCGCCAGCAUUUACUCAUGGACUGAUUUGUCUUAUCAGAGAGCAGUCUCAGGGAAAAAUAACACAAAAAGAUGCUACUGACAUGUGCAAGAAGACUUUUGGCAGUAUUCAGAUUGUCUGUUGCAAAAGUCUGAAAACAAAGCUUUGGGUCAAUAACGAGCCACUACACAAAACUGCCACUAAAACCAAUGUUUUUGUCAAACAAGAGCAACAAGGUUGCACCUUUUACUUAAAACACAACGACAACAUGGUUUACAAGGUGAUAAGUGAUGUCAAUAUGACACUGACAAGGGAAAUCAAUGCUCUUUUAGGCAACAGACUGAAAUCAAGUCACCUCCUAGUCCUUGCACAGCUUCUCACGUGUGAGAAUAUGCAAGAUGUUCUGGAAACUCUGGCUAAGUAUGGGAUCCAUGACAGUGCUGAAACUGAGAGCUUCCUCCUCAAUCCACCAGACCCUGGGACAGAAAUUCCAGAGGAAUGGCAUGAUUCCUUAGACAUGAACAUCCUCAAUAACUUUGAAGAGGGGGAAUAUGUUGGCUACAGCAUUGACAACAAGUAUAUUUAUGCAGUUAUUGUUGAAGAACUGCCUGGGCACUCUGGACCAUACUCACAGAGAUACAAAAUAGAUAUUGGAGAAGACGAGCCAAUUGAAGUCAGUUGUCUCGACCUGUAUCAGUUUAAACGACAGAAAAAGCCUGAACCUGAAGCGAGGACGAGCACAUGCAUGGAGCUGGUGCCACUAAUAGGAGCCGUGCCACAUUCUUCCCAACCAUCAGCUUCAGGUUCCUCAUCUACGAGAUCCACACCAGCCACUAUUGAUGAAGCUAAAAGGGAAAUUGACAAGUGUUUGUCAGAGAUCUGGACUCUUCCUGAGGAGGAGAAGAAAAAAGCCAUCAAACGACUGUACCUCAGAUGGCAUCCUGACAAAAACCCUGACUGCCUGCAUCUCGCCACUGAAGCAUUCAAAUACUUGCAGAAUCGAAUCGAUGAGCUCAUCAAAGGCAAAGGCAAAGGCAAAACUGCAGGCUCGUCCUAUUCACAUGGCACCUCAAAUUUCUAUUCAAACUUCUAUUCACAAUGGAAUCAGGAGGCCAGGCAUCACAGAGAUGGUCGAGAGAGGUUCUCUAGAGGCAACUGUUCAUACAACUUUUGGACCCAUAAUGAAAAUGUACCAAGGCCAAACAAAGAGGAAGCCCAACGCUGGUGUAGACAAGCUCGCUGUGAUUUAAAUGCAGCUCACCAAGAUGUUGGUAGGGCAAGCACAGAGUGGUGUCUGUUCAAAAUCCAUCAAGCAGUGGAAAAGUCUCUCAUUGCUGCAAAGUAUAAAAGAGAUGGUCAACAUCCCACCAGCAGCUCAAUCUCAGCCCUUGCUGCAAAAGUUUCCCUCUACAACCUCCAACUGAGAGAUCUGCCUCAGAUUGUGGCCGAUCUGAGGAAACUGGGAGUGGACGCCAAAAAGACUCAGUACCCAAACUGCCAUCCAUUUCCAUGUAUUCCAAACGAACAGUUCAAAUCGGAGAAUGAAAUGUUAGCACUGGCUAAGGCGUCUGAGCUUCUUAGUAAAGUAGAAGCAUAUGUGAAUUAGGGAUUCAAGAUAAACAGCCAUGUUGACAGCAUCAGUUCAAGAUAUUUCGACAUGUUAAAAAUACUGUUAGCCUAUUGUGACAUUACAACAUUACUAUGAAACUCAUAAAAUAAGUAGCCUAUGCUGUGUCUCAUUACUGAAGACCAAGUCAUAAAUCACCAUAUGAAUUUAUGAAAAUGUAAAUAUCAGAGCAUUCUGUUCAUUCGCUCAUGACUAAAAUAAUCACUGUAUUACUUUCAGAAACUAAAGUUUAUUUGUUGUUGUUGUUGUUGCAGUGGUGUAAACAUUUAGGACCACUCUUUGUUAUGACUUUAUGACAGUGCAAAUUUGAAAAAAAAAAAAAAAAUCAUUCAUGUUGUAAACAUUUACAUCUACUCAUUAAGAACAAUAUAAUCUCUGUAGAACUUAUUUUGAAAAUGAAAUAUGAAGGUUUUUUGACUACUCAUUAAGCACCAAUACAAUUUUUGUAUUACUUUAUGACAAUGCAAAUGUCAAAGUUUUUUUUUCUUUUUUAGCAAUGUUGUUAACAUGUGUAACUUCUCACUGAGGACCAAUAUGUAAUCUCUGUAUACUCUGUAUUACGGUUGUGGUUUGGUACCAUUUAUAACUACGCAUUGAGGAUCAGAGUUAUUGUAGUUUUUUGUAAUUUUUGUGAGUAUUGAUUUUUAAUUAGUGUUUAUUUUUUUACUUCAGCUCAGUUUAGUUUCAAAUAUUUUUAGUUAGUUUUAAUAGUUGGUUUCCUUGUUCCGGUUCAGUUUUUGCUGGAAAGUGUUUAGUUUUAGUUAUGUUUUUAUUAGUUUCAGUGUCGCUUUUUAUUUUCUAAGAAGUCUAGAAUAGGUAUUACAAUGCAAACACAUAACUUUGUGAAGGCUCAGUUAAAGUGCACACCCACGCCUCCUCAUGCUUGUUGUGUUGACAAAAAUGUACCACAUUGACAGAUAUUUACUGUAUGAUAUUUUAUUUUAGUUAAUUUUGUAAGUUCACUAUAUUGUGUCAGUUUUAAUUUUUAAGUCUAGUUUUUAUUUUUGUUUUGCUUAACUAAAAUAUUAUAUUAUUAUUUAUGUUAUUUUUUUUUUUUUCCAUCUAGUUUUGCUUAACUGUAAUAAACUCAAUAUCAUCACUGCACAACUUUGUUAUGAAAAUGCAAAUAUCCAGAAUUUCAAGGAAUUUUACCACCAUAAUUUUGGUUCAGAUUUCUACCUUUUACAUUUGAAAAAAAAUGAUGAUAAUAAAAUUCAAUAAAGUACUAAACAGCA
Epinephelus moara (kelp grouper) is the source of this 14249-nucleotide messenger RNA. It is a transcript of the gene sacs2, whose product is annotated as sacsin. The record is from RefSeq and is a predicted model, not a curated record. The transcript is spliced from 8 exons. Lineage: Eukaryota; Metazoa; Chordata; Actinopteri; Perciformes; Serranidae. The coding region runs from base 133 to 12993 and encodes 4286 amino acids.